UUUUUUUUCUGGCCCAAGUUCUGUUCUCCAGACCCUUGCAUUAUCCUUCAAUCAAAUUCAACAACCUUCAUUUUGCGCCUCACCUGAACUCAGCCCAUAAACUGUAAAGGCUGACAAGUUCCUAGAGUGAAUUUGCUGUAUUAGAUAGUUUUAUCUUUUUUUCAACGCACAUCACUUGCGAAUGAAAGCUGCUAGAUUCGCCAGAAUGGCAGCUCCCAGCACUCUCCUUGAUGGUGUCUUCGGCAUCAAUAAACCUAUGGGUAUGAGUUCUGCUCAGGUUAUUAGGGACUGCCAACAUCACUUUAACCCCUCUACAUUUUUCAAGCCAAUGAUAGAUCAAGAGAGGGCAGCCAGGUCGCAAGAAUCCAAUACCAGACGGAAGCGACGUGGAUUUGGUAAGAAUGACAUUCGAGUCAAAAUGGGCCAUGGUGGUACACUUGACCCGCUUGCCACUGGUGUUCUGAUUCUGGGUGUGGGUAAGGGUACUAAGUCUCUCCAGUCUUUCUUGGAUUGUACCAAAACAUAUGAGACUGUAGUGAUUUUUGGUGCCAGUACCGAUACGUAUGAUAGGGUCGGUAAGAUCCUCAAGAAGACAGCAUACGACCAUAUCACUCAGCCUAUGGUUGAAGAGGCGCUUAACUCUUUCCGUGGAAAAUUCCAACAGAUGCCACCGCUUUAUUCAGCAUUAAAGAUGGAGGGAAAACCUCUUUACGAAUACGCCAGAGAGGGUAAGCCUAUCCCGCGAGAAAUUGCGACUAGAGAGGUGGAAGUGACAGAACUCGAAUUGGUCGAAUGGUAUGAACCCGGUCAACAUUCUCAUCGCUGGCCUGCUGAGGAAGCCACCACAUUUGAACGUAACUUCGCCGAGCAGGUCUGGAAGAUCGAAAAGCAGCAGAUGACUUCCAAGAAGCUUAGCCCUGAAGAAGAGGAACAAGAGACGAAGGCUUUGAAUGAGCAUGAGAGCUUCAAACGGAAAUCUGACGAGAACGUUGACGCGCUUGUGUACGACAGGGUUAACAAGCGUCGGAAGACUUCGCAGCAUGCACCGUUGAUGUCGGGAGCGCUGGGUGAUCUUCCUCCAGCGACCCCAAAGCCGGGAAGGGGAUCAAAUUUGAUCCCUGAAACUUCGGAUACUGACACACCCCCACCAUGGGAGGACAAAGGUCCGCCAGCAGCAAGGAUUCGAAUGACUGUAACUUCCGGCUUUUAUGUCAGGAGUUUUUGUCACGAUCUGGGAGUGAAGAUUGGAUCUGCGGCAAUGAUGGCAGAGCUUUGCAGAAGUCGGCAAGGGGAUUUUGUCCUGGGUAGCUCCAAUUGCUUAGAAUAUUCAGACCUGGCAAAGGGAGAAUCCGUAUGGGCUCCUCAAUUGAAGGAUAUGCUAUCUCAGUGGAACAACAAACCGCGCGGCAAGUCCUCCGAGCCAGCUCUAAGAGCUAAGCCGGUCUUACCAGUAGCUAAGAAUGAUAAGCGGGAUCGAUCUGCAUCUCCAGUCAGGUUCGAGGAGCCUAAUAACACGAGCACCUCAAACGAUAUAUUAGCAAGCAAGAAGCCAACGCUGCCAACUCUAAAAUCUUCUUCUCCAACACGAGAUGUCAAAUCUGAGGAGGUAGAAGGCACAAGGUCGCAAGAAACAAAUGGAGACGACAGCUCAGCAGACAUAGCACAAGCUGUCGUCUCUACAGGCCUACCCGCGUCUCAAGCAGCCGCCAAAUCGGAUAUCAAGAGCAAAGAUGCUGAUGAGGAAUCCUGGAACGGAUUUCCCGAUACCCCUGCUGCCGUGAAGGCGUAGAUAUACUUUGGUCAUCUGGAACUUUAGCUUAAAUGGCGUUGAUAUAUAUUGUUUCUUCCAUAGAGACAUGUAUAGAAAUGGCGUAGCGUUAUUCACGGGAGGCGUAUUUGUUUUUUUGUUGCAUCAGCUAGGCGUCGGAGGACUUGCAUAUGACCAAGAGACUCAAAACUAGGCAAUGUAUAUAUCUGGCUAGGUUUUCGGGAUACAACGGGAAUCGACUCAUCGAAUAAUUUCGAUAGUAUGAAAUGGAUGCAGUCCUAACUUAUUAUAUAUGUUGGCGAGUAGGUGAACUAGGAGUAAACUAAUGUGACCCUUGUGACGAUGUGACGAAUGGUAAUGGAUGUAUAAAAUAGGGAGUAAACGGGUGCUAUCUAUGACUAGAAUGUAUGCUGAAUUAUGCGUAGAAGAGAAAGGUGAUAAUAGGUAUGUAGACAUGGCUACGAAUAGCGGGUUGGAUGGGCCUGCUUAUAUAGAUGAGGAAUAAGGUACUAAAGCAAUAUACUUGGAAUCAAGUGUAGGAGGUAACUCCAUAUAGAAAAUGAGGCUCAUAGAAGUGACA
Molecule: messenger RNA, 2348 nt
Organism: Daldinia vernicosa
Lineage: Eukaryota; Fungi; Ascomycota; Sordariomycetes; Xylariales; Hypoxylaceae
Product: trub family pseudouridylate synthase-containing protein
Exons: 2
Coding region: 182-1789 (535 amino acids)
Biological process (GO): tRNA modification; mRNA pseudouridine synthesis
Cellular component (GO): mitochondrion
Molecular function (GO): RNA binding; pseudouridine synthase activity
Source: RefSeq, a predicted model, not a curated record